AUGGCUGACGAAGCCCUCAGGUCUCGUGAAGAGGUUGCAGCGCAAGCUGUAUCUGUUCGAUCAGAGCUGAAAUCAUGGGAGAAAGACUUCUCAAAAGCCAAUGAUGGGAAAAAAGCCGGUCGGGAGGACAUCAAGCAAAGGCCGGAUAUUGCCGCGAAAUACAAAGAGUAUUCCCGUCUCAAGAAUCUCGAGGCUUCACUGAUCCGACGCGAAAACCGUAAACAACAAGAAGCCGCCGACCCUUCCAGGAAGAGAAAACAUACAUCUCCCACCGGGCCAUCAACUACAACCAUUGAAACGACUCCACGCAAAUUGAGCCGAGGACUCUUUGCCACACCGUCCCGUAAUCGCACCGGAAAUCAGCAUUCCUCCCAUCUAGAUCUGUACGAUUCGCCAACGACCCUUCGCCGAUUGUUCAGUCCGAGCGCCCAUCGGCAGAAAAUGCCAGAACCGUCACCUCUCAAGCCUGCAAUUGGUCCGACACCACAGCGCGAUGGAAAGGCUCUUGGGCUUUUCGACAUGCUGUCCGAGUCUGGUGGCAGCCGAGGAACCCCGUCGGCGAAGAGACAAAGGGAUGUGCUAGCGGCAGGAUUCCGAACACCCUCUAAACCAAAAUUAUUUGAGCCCAUUGCAGAGGCGCCGGAGGAAGCAGAGGAGGAAACAUCACGACUGACACGGACACCCGCAUCCUCGACCAAGCAAUUCUACCUCGCAAACCUCUUUGCGACUCCUACAACAAUGCGCUAUGCGGCGAUGGUCGAGGCCGAGGAAAACAAUACUGCGCAGGGAAACAAACCACAAGAAACCGAAACCACAGCAUCUCAGCAUUCAAACCCAUCGGGAACACCGUCCUUCUUGCGUCGCUCCAACUCUGGGCGUUAUCCACCUGCCGCUCCACAUGAAGGGCCAGGCCUCAGUCCUAUUGCAUCUCGGAAGCCACCGCAGCUCGCUGGUCGAGGACUAUCACAUCUGGUCCAGGGUCUGCGGGCUAUGGAGGAUGAACGCUUGGCCAUGGAAGAGGAGCAAUUAGAAGAUGAAUGGGAAAUGCUCCGCGAGAUUGAGGCAGAGCAAGAAGGAUUUCACUUCGAGGUUCCUGAAAGCCAAGGUCCCGUAGCAGAGAAGCAACAACCAUACAAAAAGAAAGGACAGAAGCGGACUACAAGAAGGGUUAACAUGCGGCCUACUAUCUCCAAGUCUAAGCCCCAAGAGGAGCUCUAUCCGGAUUUGUAUUCAGAAAGUGAUGAGGAGCCCACUGCAGUCCCGGAAACACAAAUACCGGAAGCUCCUCAGAAAGCCUCAGAUGACGCACCUGGAGAGGAAGGUAAUAAUGAUGAUGAUGUUGCCUCUCUUCAUUCCAUCUCAGAGCCCGAAUCGGACUACGAGGGAGCUACAGACGUGGACUCCGACGACGAUCCCGAAUAUGGCGAGAAGGCCAAAACUCCGCCGAGACCAAAAAGUUUCUCAGAGCGCAUUAAAGAAGCAGUAUUGGCGGCCAAGCCGACUGCUAUGGAACCCCCUUCUAAACCUUCAGCAAAGCCUUCACAAAAACCAGAAGAGCCUGAGAAAGAGAAGAAGCCUCGAGAGUAUAAGAUCAAUCCUCAAGCCCAUGCGAAUUAUAGGAGAUCUAUGAAGCCUAAAGGUAGAGGCGGUGGACGGUUCCGCAGAAGAUAA
Penicillium verhagenii is the source of this 1671-nucleotide messenger RNA. It is a transcript of the gene sld2, whose product is annotated as protein sld2. NCBI's taxonomy places the organism in Eukaryota, Fungi, Ascomycota, Eurotiomycetes, Eurotiales, Aspergillaceae. Gene Ontology annotation, biological process: mitotic DNA replication preinitiation complex assembly; DNA replication; DNA replication initiation. Gene Ontology annotation, molecular function: single-stranded DNA binding; DNA replication origin binding. The transcript is spliced from 2 exons. The record is from RefSeq and is a predicted model, not a curated record. Gene Ontology annotation, cellular component: DNA replication preinitiation complex. Bases 1 to 1671 code for a protein of 556 amino acids.